Acanthosepion pharaonis is the source of this 1029-nucleotide messenger RNA. NCBI's taxonomy places the organism in Eukaryota, Metazoa, Mollusca, Cephalopoda, Sepiida, Sepiidae. The record is from the annotation of a GenBank genome assembly.
AUGAACAACAUCACUUUCAAUCACCAUUCCUCCUUCCAAUUCCACCAGAUAGACAACAUCACUUUCAAUCACCAUUCCUCCUUCCAAUUCCACCAGAUGAACAAACAUCACUUUCAAUCACCAUUCCUCCUUCCAAUUCCACCAGAUAGACAACAUCACUUUCAAUCACCAUUCCUCCUUCCAAUUCCACCAGAUAGACAACAUCACUUUCAAUCACCAUUCCUCCUUCCAAUUCCACCAGAUAGACAACAUCACUUUCAAUCACCAUUCCUCCUUCCAAUUCCACCAGAUAGAAAACACAACAUCACUUUCAAUCACCAUUCCUCCUUCCAAUUCCACCAGAUAGACAACAUCACUUUCAAUCACCAUUCCUCCUUCCAAUUCCACCAGAUAGACAACAUCACUUUCAAUCACCAUUCCUCCUUCAAUUCACCAUUCCUUUCCUCCUUCUUCCAAUUCCACCAGAUAGACAACAUCACUUUCAAUCACCAUUCCUCCUUCCUAAUUCCACCAGAUAGACAACAUCACUUUCAAUCACCAUUCCUCCUUCCAAUUCCACCAGAUAGACAACCUUUCAAUCACCAUUCCUCCUUCCAAUUCCACCAGAUAGACAACAUCACUUUCAAUCACCAUUCCUCCUUCCAAUUCCACCAGAUAGAUACAUCACUUUCAAUCACCAUUCCUCCUUCAAUUCCACCAGAUAGACAACAUCCUUUCAAUCACCAUUUCCUUCCAAUUCCACCAGAUAGACAACAUCACUUUCAAUCACCAUUCCUCCUUCCAAUUCCACCAGAUAGACAACAUCACUUUCAAUCACCAUUCCUCCUUCCAAUUCCACCAGAUAGACAACAUCACUUUCAAUCACCAUUCCUCCUUCCAAUUCCACCAGAUAGACAACAUCACUUUCAAUCACCAUUCCUCCUUCAAUUCCACCAGAUAGACAACAUCACUUUCAAUCACCAUUCCUCCUUCCAAUUCCACCAAACAUCACUUUCAAUCACCAUUCCUCCUUCCAAUUCCACCAGAUAG